This is a messenger RNA of Paramecium pentaurelia, 427 nucleotides long. Lineage: Eukaryota; Ciliophora; Oligohymenophorea; Peniculida; Parameciidae. The record is from the annotation of a GenBank genome assembly.
AAUGAGUUUUAGAAUAGAAGAGUCUCCAUAAUUCAAAGGAGAAGAAUUAAAUCUCUCUAAAAUUUAUCAGAAUAGAGAAUCUCACUUUUCUCGAUUCUCAUUUCCAAGUAGUGUUAGAAAUUAGAAAAAGUUUAAUUUUCAAGCUUCAGUCGAAACAAAAACUCCAACACCAAAUUAAACAAAUAUAGAGAAUGCUCCAAGUGAUUUGAGUUAUGAAAUAGAGAAAAUGAUAAAAGAGAGGGAGUAAUUAUUUGGAGAUGUGUAAUAUUUCGAUCCAAAAGUCACUUUUAAUAUUGAUGAAUCACCAUAAAGGAUACGUAUUUAAAGAAAUAGUGCUCCAAUGCCAAAUACUAAACUAUAUUAAUUCAAUUAGCAAAUAAUCGAUGCUGAACACACCUACAAUUAAUUUUGUUAUUAAUUAAUUUGA